GGCCGCGCGCCCACUCGCCCACACAGUCUGUCGCAGCAGGCUACCUCUCGGCGGCUCUCUCGGCCCGCUCGGCCCGGCCCGCAGGUAGGAGCCGCGGGGCGAUCGGCUCCGGGCCCCACCUACGCCCGCGCGCGCCUGGCUCCUGCCCCCGCUUCGAGGGCUUACUCAGCAUCACCACCAUGAGCGAGGCAUUUGACUGUGCAAAAUGCAGUGAGUCCUUGUACGGCCGCAAGUACAUCCAGACAGACAGUGGCCCCUACUGCGUUCCCUGCUAUGACAACACCUUCGCCAACACCUGUGCAGAGUGCCAGCAGCUGAUCGGGCAUGAUUCAAGGGAACUGUUCUAUGAGGAUCGCCACUUCCAUGAGGGCUGCUUCCGGUGCUGCCGCUGCCAGCGCUCCCUGGCUGAUGAGCCCUUCACCUGCCAGGACAGUGAGCUUCUCUGUAACGACUGCUACUGCACAGCCUUCUCUUCACAGUGCUCAGCCUGUGGGGAGACUGUCAUGCCCGGGUCCCGGAAGCUGGAGUAUGGAGGCCAGACGUGGCAUGAACAUUGCUUCUUAUGCAGUGGCUGUGAGCAGCCUCUAGGCUCCCGCUCCUUCGUGCCUGACAAGGGCGCUCACUACUGCGUGCCUUGCUAUGAGAACAAGUUCGCUCCCCGGUGUGCCCGCUGCAGCAAGACGCUGACCCAGGGUGGAGUGACAUAUCGAGAUCAACCCUGGCAUCGAGAGUGCCUGGUCUGCACUGGGUGCCAGACCCCCCUGGCAGGACAGCAGUUCACAUCUCGGGACGAUGAUCCCUACUGCGUGGCCUGUUUUGGAGAACUCUUUGCACCCAAGUGCAGCAGCUGCAAGCGCCCUAUCACAGGUGGGAGCAGUGGCGAGGCCGCAGGACCCGGUGGAGGCAAGUAUGUGUCCUUCGAAGACCGACACUGGCACCACAGCUGCUUCUCCUGCGCCCGCUGCUCCACCUCCCUGGUGGGCCAAGGCUUCGUACCAGACGGAGACCAAGUUCUGUGCCAGGGCUGCAGCCAAGCAGGGCCCUGAGCCAAGGCUCCUGACUCUUCCCCUUUCCCAAGCCAAGGGUUCAAGACUAUGGCGCCUUUUCUGAACCACUUUUGGAACCCAGCCCCUCCUUAGAAUGGGCCUCCACCUGCCCCUGUGCAGUGUGGAGGCUUCAGGGUUCAGUCUCCUAAGUCCAGCAUACCCAACUGGCACUCUCUGACCGAGGCCCCAAACCUGGGCUCUUGUGGGACACCCAUGAACUUCAGUUCUCCAAGUCUGGACUCCAGAAAUGAGUCUUCCCCUCUAUACUUUUUUGGGUUCCCAGAUCUAGCUUCUUCCCUAGAUCAAGGCUCUAGACACCCCAGGCCCCCACCCACCCAAACCUGAACUCUGGGACCUAGGCCUCCUUAAAUCUAGACUUACUAUGGGUGCCUGAGAAAUCCUAAGAGAUAGAUUGUACCCCAGUUUGACCUCACCCCCAUCCCACCCGACUCCAGGCUGCAGCUGUCUGGAUAGCAGAUUAGGGGCUCCCUGGUUGGAGGGUCAUAAGGUACAGGUUGCUGUCCAUCUGUGAGUACCAUUUCAUUUCAACUCCAUGUUGCCCAGAGAUAGGCAGGAGGGGGGUGGCUUACCCCACUUCCAGAUUCUGCAAUAAAACAGUGUGAGGGA
Molecule: messenger RNA, 1673 nt
Organism: Mesocricetus auratus (golden hamster)
Lineage: Eukaryota; Metazoa; Chordata; Mammalia; Rodentia; Cricetidae
Gene: Fhl3
Product: four and a half LIM domains 3
Exons: 6
Coding region: 180-1046 (288 amino acids)
Biological process (GO): actin cytoskeleton organization
Cellular component (GO): nucleus; Z disc; stress fiber
Molecular function (GO): transcription coregulator activity; actin binding
Source: RefSeq, a predicted model, not a curated record